Molecule: messenger RNA, 1800 nt
Organism: Vicia villosa (hairy vetch)
Lineage: Eukaryota; Viridiplantae; Streptophyta; Magnoliopsida; Fabales; Fabaceae
Exons: 17
Coding region: 1-1800 (599 amino acids)
Source: RefSeq, a predicted model, not a curated record
AUGCAUUUAGAAUUUCAGAUGGCUGCUAAUGACAAACCUCUGAAAGUGGAUUCUGCUAAGAACAAAUCUGACGUGAAAAUGGAUCCUGCUAACUUGAAGUUUGAUGCAAGUGAUAUGGCCGCAAAUGACAAACUUGUGAAAGUGGAUCAUGCUAAGGACAAAUCUGACGUGAAAAUGGAUCCUGCUAACUUGAAUUUGGAUGCAAAAUUUCAUGUAUUAUAUUUUGGUAUAUUUGUGAUGGCUCCUAAUGACAAACCUGUGAAGGUGGAUCCUGCUAAGGACAAAUCUGAUGUGAAAAUGGAUCCUGCUAACUUGAAUUUGGAUGCAAGUAAUAUGAGUCGUAAAUUUGACUGCAUAAAAGACAUCAGCGACAAGAAGGAAACAUGGAGAUUGGCUGUUCGAAUUAUUGAUGUAUGGAGCGUUGUUAACAGUAAGGGUGCUGAACAUCUGGAGAUGGUUAUCAUGGAUGCUGCGGGUGAUCGAAUUCAAGUUUUGAUUCGGGCUGAUCAUACAGAUAAGUGGAAAUCAAGAAUUCAAGAGAAUAUGACUUGCAUAAUCAACAACGGGACUGUAUUUGAUAACGAUUUUCAGUGGAAGCUGUGUGACCAUUCAAAGAAAUUCGUGUUCCUUGGUGGUACGACUAUGAAACACAUGGAUGUACAAAAUAUUCCUCCUCUGAAGUAUUAUUUCAAAGAGUUUUGCGAAAUCAAUGCAGGCAAAUGUCAUCUUAACAGACUUGAAGAUAUUAUAGGUGUUGUACAUGAGAUAAACAAUAUGCAAUCAAACACUCCAGGAAAGAAGACAUUUGUGGCCCUCAGUCUCAAAGAUUUGAGCGGUGACAUCAUUAACUGCACAUUAUGGGAGAGCUAUGGUAUUAAGUUUUUGGAAUAUUAUAAUGACCCAACUAACACGGGUGCUAUUGUCAUCAUACUAACCCAUGCAAUGAUCAAGGAUUCUCAGGUAUCCAAUGCAUGGAGUGGUUCAAAGCUGCUAAUCAACGAAGACAUCCAGGAGAUUUCUGAGUUUUUGUCAAAGUUGCCUGCAAAUGAGCAAUCCCAAAAGCCUUCGCAAUCUACCAAAUCCAUGUCUCUUUGGUCUGGUGGAUCUCAGUUUACAACACUUGAAAAAUUUGUUCAUAAGGCAAAGUGCAUUCCUUUGAGUCAAUUCUGCAAAAUCAAACAAGACAUGUUAUGUGUUACUGUUGGAACUACCACGAAAUUUUAUGUAUCCAAGCAUGUGUGUGUGUGUGGCGAAAAUGUUCACAAACCCAUACCAAGGUACAAAGUUGAUAUAUAUGUUUAUGACGGUGAAUCAAAGUUCCGGUUUGUAUUUUGGGAUGCCGACUGUGAGCAGAUUAUAGGACAAUCUGCUGAUAGCAUGCAUAAAUCAAUGUUAGAGAAUGGUGAAGAUGAUCCCAUGGUUUAUCCUGACGAGCUUGACAUGUUGUUGGAGAAGAAAAUGGCUUUGAGAGCUAAAGUACAGCCAAACUUUGGGCAAGCAUCUGUUUGGAAGUUUUCUUAUGAUGAAGAAUUUGUCAGUCAAAUUGAAAAGGAUUAUAUUGCUGAUGAGGCUCAUAGUCUUCCUCCCAUUCAAAAUGCUGUUGCUGAUCAUGUUGAUACUUCCAUGGAGUCCUUAUCUGCAUUUGGAGAAAAUGAUCAUGAGAAGAGUUUGGCCAAUACCCCAUCAAAGAGUGUUUCUCAUGGUGUUGAUGCUGAAGAAUCGGAUUGUCAGCUUUUAGGACUUACACAAUAUUCAGGAACCAAGCCACCCAAAAAAGUGAAGAUUGAACCAAAUGCUUGA